Messenger RNA from Equus caballus (horse), 1509 nucleotides. Lineage: Eukaryota; Metazoa; Chordata; Mammalia; Perissodactyla; Equidae. The record is from RefSeq and is a predicted model, not a curated record.
AUGAACUCCCAGAGCGCCCCCGAGCCCGGGACAAACGCAUCUCCCGGAGGAAGAGGAGCCGGCUCUCGCCUAGGCACGAAGGGACGCGCGCUCCCUGCGUUUGAGAUAUUCGAUGCACGGUAUAAACAAUGACUUAAACACUCCGACUCUGGGCCCCCAGCAGAGGAGUGCAGACCAGCGCCGCCGCGCGCAGGAUGUGAUGUCACUGAGAUGCACGGGACGCUUGUGCAAUAAACAUUUACUAAGCAUCUACUUCGUGCCGUACGCCGAGCUGGUAGGUUUAUGAAACGCCACUCUUGGCUCCAAGGAGCUCAGUAGAGGAGGAAAGAGAGUCAAACAGUUGGGUACAAUAUUUAACUGCGACAAUGAAGUGGAUGCGGAGAGCUGGUGGCACAAAAAAGAAGCAAAUUUUAGUGUUGGAGCGUCGGAAAAGUCACCGUAGAAAAGUUUAGGGGCUGACCUUGGAAAACAAGCUCUUCAGUAGACUGGGAGAGCACAGGUCCGUCAAAUAUUUGUUGGAUAAAUUAAUUUCGGGCAGGCGUCAAAGUGUGGCAAUGGACGCGGAAGGAUGGCAAAUAAUUGUGUAACUGGACUAGUUCAUGGCCAACCUCGACCCAGCGUCAAAUUCUAAAGAAAUGUACAUCUGACAUCCAUAAAGCCUUGACAAAAUAACUAAACCUAUGGGGAGCUAAAGGGGAGGGGAGAUGGCAAAACGUCCUAAAGAUCUUAAUCCAUUUAUCUCUCCAUUUACUCUGACAGCUGCUUCUCUCAAAUCUCUUCUUUCUCAAACAAACUUUAUUACCACCUCCAUCCCCCAGCAAGAAAAUAGCUGUGGGAACUGGCCUCUCUCUACCCUCCCCUGCCACUCAGGUUUUCACCUCCCAUCUUCUUUCAAAUCUAUUCAAAUCAAUCCCUUUCUUCCCUUCUUCCUUUUCUUUCUGUUUUUGUGGGAGUGGGGGUGGUUCCAGCUAUGUUCAAGCAUUACCCAAUUAGCACCUCCAAGGAUCCUACUCAGAAAGCAAGAGAGACUGAACGCGUGUAUACAAAAACAUUUUGUUCUUUCACAAUAGCCAAUAUUUAUUGUUAACUCUAAACCAGGCCGUAUGCUUGGCACUUUAUAUGCUAUUAUCUACUUGUGAUAAGAAUUAUUUUUAAUCAUCAUUUGACAGUUGAAAAAAACAUUGGGUUUUUGCCCAAUGCCUCAAAGCUGGAAUGUAGCACAGUCAGGUCUGACUCCAGAGCUAAAGAAAUAGGAAGAGACCAGAUUGUGAAGGCCUUUGUAUGUCAUGCUCCACGUCUUGACUUUAUCCUACAAGAAAUGGGUAGCCUUUUAGGGAUGUUGAACAGGGGAAUAGUGUGAUGAGAUCUGCCUUUUAGAAAAGUCCCUCACUCACUCAUACUUUAGAAAAGUGUGUAUCAAGAAUAGAUUACAGGGGCUGGCCAAGUGGCAUAGUGGUUAGGUUCAUACUCUCUGCUUUGGCAGCCCCGAGUUCAGCCCAGGUUGACAGG